Messenger RNA from Zea mays, 3918 nucleotides. RefSeq names its product pentatricopeptide repeat-containing protein At3g24000, mitochondrial. NCBI's taxonomy places the organism in Eukaryota, Viridiplantae, Streptophyta, Magnoliopsida, Poales, Poaceae. The coding region runs from base 412 to 3183 and encodes 923 amino acids. The record is from RefSeq and is a predicted model, not a curated record. Gene Ontology annotation, biological process: RNA modification. Gene Ontology annotation, molecular function: zinc ion binding; RNA binding; protein binding. The transcript is spliced from 2 exons.
UCCUUCCUCACUUCUCGCUGCUUGUUGGACGGGAAAAGUGAAAAGGAAACGAAACUGGCCAGGCGCUACGCCACAACGCAGCCGCGGCCGAGGCCACGCCUCGCCGCGCGCUGCCUCGCCGCCGCUGCGGCUCCAUGCCCUCUCGAACCACAACCUCCCGUGCCCCUGCCUCCUGCUCCACAUGCCUUGUCACCUUUCCACCCCCUCGCAACCCACCCGCACCCGGCCAUCGCAGCGUUCUCGCACUCCGGCUUCUCCCACCUCGCCGACCACCCGCUUCUCGCGCGCUCCGUCCACGCUCUCUCUAUCCGCCGCGCGCUCCCGCUCAGCGCCUUCCACUGCAACACCCUCAUCGCUUUCUAUUUCCGUCAAGGCUCCUCCCCUGCCGGGGCCCUCCACCUGUUCGGUGAGAUGCCGCACCGGACGUCUUCCUCCUGGUACACCGCCGUCUCCGGCUGCGCGCGCUGCGGCCUCGAGUCUACGGCUUUCACCCUGCUGCGGGUCAUGCGGGAGCGUGACGUCCCGCUCAGUGGCUUCGCGCUCGCCAGCCUCGUCACGGCCUGCGAGCACCGGGGCUGGCAGGAGGGCGCGGCGUGCGGCGCCGCCAUCCACGCGCUCACUCACAGGGCGGGGCUCAUGGGAAACGUCUACAUUGGGACUGCGCUCCUGCACCUAUAUGGCUCCCGCGGCCUCGUCUUGAAUGCCCAGAGAUUGUUCUGGGAGAUGCCCCAGCGGAACGUCGUUUCUUGGACAGCGAUCAUGGUGGCAUUGUCGUCAAACGGGUGCAUGGAAGAGGCAUUGGUAGCCUAUCGUCGGAUGAGGAAGGAAGGGGUCAUGUGCAAUGCGAAUGCACUGGCCACAGUGGUCAGCUUGUGUGGAGCACUUGAGGAUGAGGUGGCUGGGCUUCAGGUCACAGCCCACGUCGUCGUGUCUGGCCUUCUAACCCAUGUUUCAGUAGCAAAUUCGCUCAUCACCAUGUUUGGGAACCUCAGGAGGGUGCAGGAUGCAGAGAGGCUCUUUGAUCGGAUGGAGGAGCGCGACCGUAUCUCGUGGAACGCCAUGAUAUCCAUGUACUCGCAUGAAGAAGUCUACAGCAAAUGCUUUAUAGUACUUUCAGAUAUGCGUCAUGGUGAGGUGAAGCCUGAUGUGACGACUCUGUGCAGCUUGGUAUCUGUCUGUGCCUCAUCGGAUCUUGUUGCCCUGGGAAGUGGGAUUCACUCCCUGUGUGUCAGCAGUGGGCUGCAUUGUUCUGUUCCACUUAUUAAUGCGCUAGUUAAUAUGUAUUCUACAGCUGGGAAAUUGGAUGAGGCAGAGUCUCUAUUCCGAAAUAUGAGCAGACGGGAUGUAAUAUCAUGGAACACUAUGAUUUCGUCAUAUGUGCAGAGUAAUAGUUGUGUUGAAGCAUUGGAAACAUUGGGUCAGUUACUCCAAACUGAUGAAGGUCCACCAAACUCCAUGACAUUUUCCAGCGCUCUAGGAGCAUGUUCAAGUCCAGAAGCCUUGAUGAAUGGCAGAACAAUUCAUGCCAUGAUAUUGCAGCGAAGUCUUCAAAACGUCCUACUGAUUGGUAAUUCUCUUCUAACAAUGUACAGUAAAUGCAACUCUAUGGAAGACACAGAGAGAGUAUUUGAGUCAAUGCCAUGUUAUGAUGUUGUUAGUUGCAAUGUGCUUACUGGGGGCUAUGCAGCACUUGAGGAUGUUGCAAAUGCAAUGCGUGUGUUUUCUUGGAUGAGGGGUACUGGGAUAAAACCAAAUUAUAUCACAAUGAUAAAUCUCCAGGGCACAUGCAAAUCUUUAGGUGAUUUGCAUAGUUAUGGAAUGCCACUGCAUGCAUAUGUAACACAGACUGGAUUAUUAUCAGAUGAGUACAUUACAAACUCAUUGAUCACAAUGUAUGCAACCUGUGGUGAUUUGGAAUCUAGUACUGGUAUAUUCAGCAGAAUCAACAAUAAAAGUGUCAUUUCGUGGAAUGCCAUCAUAGCUGCCAAUGUGCGGCAUGGCCGUGGAGAGGAAGCUAUAAAGCUCUUCAUGGACUCACAGCAUGCUGGAAAUAAACUUGAUCGUUUUUGUCUAGCUGAAUGUUUGUCAUCCAGUGCAAACUUGGCAUCAUUAGAAGAAGGCAUGCAGCUACAUGGUCUUAGUGUGAAAAACGGGCUGGAUUGUGAUAGUCAUGUUGUUAAUGCCACAAUGGAUAUGUAUGGGAAAUGUGGAAAGAUGGACUGUAUGUUGAAAACGCUGCCUGAUCCUGCCCAUCGGCCUACGCAGUGCUGGAACACAUUGAUAUCAGGUUAUGCAAGAUAUGGCUAUUUCAAGGAAGCUGAGGAUACAUUCAAGCACAUGGUCUCAGUGGGGCAAAAGCCAGACUAUGUGACAUUUGUUGCUCUCCUCUCAGCUUGUAGUCAUGCUGGUCUAAUAGACAAGGGCAUGGAUUACUAUAACUCUAUGGCACCUACAUUUGGUGUUUCUCCUGGAAUUAAACAUUGUGUUUGCAUAGUGGAUCUCCUUGGGCGUUUGGGGAAAUUUGCAGAGGCAGAGAAAUUUAUUGAUGAAAUGCCAGUCUUGCCAAAUGAUCUAAUAUGGAGGAGUUUGCUGUCAUCAAGUAGAACCCACAAAAAUCUGGAUAUUGGGAGGAAAGCGGCAAAGAAUCUCCUUGAACUGGACCCAUUUGAUGACUCGGCCUAUGUUCUUUUGUCAAACUUAUAUGCUACAAAUGCAAGAUGGGUAGAUGUUGACAAAUUAAGAAGUCACAUGAAGACUAUUAAGUUAAACAAAAGACCUGCCUGCAGCUGGCUUAAGUUGAAGAAUGAGGUGAGCACCUUUGGUAUAGGUGACCGGAGUCAUAUGCACGCAGAAAAGAUCUAUGUGAAGUUGGAUGAAAUCUUGCUAAAGCUCAGAGAAGUAGGUUACGUCGCUGAUACCUCAUCUGCACUACAUGAUACGGAUGAAGAGCAAAAAGAGCAUAACCUUUGGAACCACAGCGAGAAGCUUGCGUUGGCAUACGGGCUUCUUGUCGUGCCAGAAGGAUCUACAAUAAGGAUAUUCAAGAAUCUCAGGGUCUGUGCAGACUGCCAUUUGGUAUUUAAGCUGGUUAGCAUGGUUUUUCAUAGGGAGAUUGUUCUGAGAGAUCCUUACAGGUUCCACCAAUUCAAACACGGGUCAUGCUCGUGUUCAGAUUUUUGGUGAGAUAGUCAUAAAACCAAAUAUGAAUCGGUCCCUGCCUGUCAAUUUCUCUACUUGUUCUUCUGAUGUAUCAUGUGCGACCUGUCGCUGGCCAAGCAAGGCAAACUCUUGGACGUUGUCCAGGCGAGCACUGGAGCAGCAGCACCUCACCCAACGGUGAGGGAGGUGGUUGCCAACUACUACUCCCCCAACCGUCAUCGCCGAUGGCUCCCAUCAUCGGUCAGAGGAAGAGGAGUUGCUGCUGCAAGGCAGAUUGUACUUCGGUCUUACGAUCAUGAUGAAGCGCACUGCGUGGCAGCGGUAGCUGGUGCACGGCAAUGGUAGCAUGGGGCUCAUGCUUGACACCGACUGUCCAUGAUGCAAAGGGACGACUAAUCGACCUUCCUUGACAUGGCUUUGGCUCCGCAGCCUCAUGACAGGUGGAGGGCAUGCUCGUUAUCACUUAAACGGCUACACAACAUGGUCACCUGCUUAUGCAGGAUACUAAACGGGUGGCAACUCUCCGUUUUGUUUGGUUUAAGGUUAAAGUAGGAUGAUACGGGGUGACACUGUCCCCUUGAUUUUUUAGAAUAUGCUGUCACAAAAUUUACUUCGGUAUUUAUCUCGUUUUCACGUGACUGUCUCAACACUAUACAAACUGUUUAUGUUCCCUUUCAUCUUUUUUGUACAUCCAAUCAAACAGAUGACAGAUCGGAGAAAUAUGGUUCUCAAAGUAUAUGUUAUUGCAUCUUACAAGAA